AUGCUUGCUUUCACCAAACUCAUGCAGCCAGCCCUUCUGCUGGCACUUCUCUGCGUGCUCGCAGCCGCUCUUCCUGCGGAUCAGGGAGCCAAUCUUAACAAGCGACUGGUAUCCAAAUUGAUGCCUAUGCAGAGACCUAACAGCUAUGAAUCUCAGAGCAUACAGCAGGGCAAACGAUCGCUCCUCGGUGACAGGCCUCCGCGAUGGCGAAAUGGCAAACGACAAGAUAAUCUGGCUCUGGCUCUUACUCUCGAUGAUGAGACCUCAUCCCAGUUGGCUCUAUCGGCAUCGGCGUCAGCAUCGCUUAGUUGA
Molecule: messenger RNA, 312 nt
Organism: Aspergillus aculeatinus CBS 121060
Lineage: Eukaryota; Fungi; Ascomycota; Eurotiomycetes; Eurotiales; Aspergillaceae
Exons: 4
Coding region: 1-312 (103 amino acids)
Source: RefSeq, a predicted model, not a curated record